Messenger RNA from Metarhizium brunneum ARSEF 3297, 1398 nucleotides. RefSeq names its product FAD-dependent monooxygenase OpS4. The record is from RefSeq and is a predicted model, not a curated record. NCBI's taxonomy places the organism in Eukaryota, Fungi, Ascomycota, Sordariomycetes, Hypocreales, Clavicipitaceae. Gene Ontology annotation, molecular function: FAD binding; monooxygenase activity.
AUGAAGGUCAUCAUUGUCGGCGCAGGCAUCGCCGGGCUCUCCCUAGCCAUUUCCCUCACAAGACACAACCACCAAGUCGUACUGGUAGAGUCAGCACCGCAGUUGGCAGAACUCGGCGCCGGAGUACAAUUGACUCCGCAAGCCAUCAAGUAUCUAUUCAAAUGGGGCCUCAAGGACGACUUGCUGGCCGAGUCCAUCGUCCCCGACUGCAUGUACAUUCGGCACUACCAAGACGGCCGUCUCCUCGGCACCAUACCCGUCGAUCAAAUGGCCGCGCGGUACGGCGCACCCUACAUCGUCGUCCACCGCGCCGUAUUGCACUCCAUCCUGCACAAGCACGCGGCCGACGGCGGAGCAGAAAUCAGGACAGGCGCCCGAGUUGUCACGUACGACUUUGCCGCCGGCGCAGUCGAGCUCCAUACGGGCGAGAGGCUCGAGGCAGACAUUGUUGUUGCCGCUGACGGCAUCAACUCGCUUGCGCGGCAGCAGCUGCUGGGCGCUUCGGAUCCCGGCAGUCGCCCGACGGGAUGGGCUGCGUUUAGAAUGUCUGUGGAGAUGGGCAGAGUCCGAGACGACCCUGUGCUUGCGCACGUCACGGGCUUGGAGUCUGGAAGCUCAAAUUUUUGGAUCGCGCCGCAUAGGUCGUGCAUGACGUAUCUUGUCAAAGGGGGGACCAUGCUCAACAUUGUCUUGUCGCAUAGGGAUGAUGUCGACACAAGAGGCUUCUCGCUGGAGCAAUACAAGCAAACUGUUGACGAGCAGUUUCGAAACUUUGACACACCCGGGGGGGCUAGUGUUCGCAGAUUGUUAGACUUGUCAGGUCCAGAGAUUAGCAACUAUCCCGUUUACGAGGUUCCGCCGCUUCCAAAAUGGGUGCAUUCGUCGGGCCGCUUCACCUUGAUGGGAGACGCAGCGCACGCCAUGGCCUUUUAUAUGUCCAUGGGCGUGAGCCUCGCCGUGGAAGAUGCGACUGCCCUUGCUACGGCGUUGAAUUUCGUCGAGGCCAAGGCCAACUCCAAGGCGCACGGGUCGGCUCCAACACUGGCAAGUUGUGCAGGCAAGGAGAUUCUAAGAAAGGUAAUGCAUGGGUUUCAAAAGGUUCGUAUGAGGCGGGUAUUGGCUGUGCAAAGGGCUAGCCUGUAUGCCGGCGACACGCUUCACGUGGAGGACGGUGACAAGAGGGUGGCGCUGUAUGAAGCCUUGCGACAAUCGGACAAGGCCUUUUUGCAGCCGCCCAUGGACCCAAACCAGAUCGUCGAGCAUACUAUUCAAAUUGUUCCUGGUGAGCCGGAGCGUUGUGGUCUGGGGGGGAUAUCUGACAAAGCUACGCGCGAUUGGUGCUAUGAUUUUGAUGCAGAUGGCGAUGUCUUGUCGGCUAUUGAGAUGGCGGACGUUUGA